AAUGUUAAAAAUGUUUUUUAAUAAAAAAUAAAUGUUUAAAAAUAAUAAUAAAAUUUAAAAUAAUAAGCAUAGGAUGUAGACUAGAUAAAAUGUGUUUUGGGUUCCCAAUAUUUCUAGAUGUUUCCAAGUAACUUAAACAAAAUUGUACUUUGAGCUUCUCUAAGAAACGUGCUCCUGGUAUCUGAGAGGAUACUAUUGGAGGUGGUAUUUAUAAAUUUGUAAGCUAACAGUAAAAUUUCAAAACUUUAAAAAACAGCAGCAGCAUGCGCUUGUGUGAUUUAUUUUUCAACUGCAUAUAUCAAAGCACCUUACAAACAAGUGUUGUCUCUAGUUUGUACUGAUGGGGAAACGGAGGCAUGGGGCAACUAAGUGACUGGCUCAAGGUUACAGAAUGAGUUAUUGACAACUGUGGAAACUGAAGCUCUUUCUUAUUCCCAUGCCAGAUACAGCAUGAGCAGUGUCAGCCAAAGCUUCUCGUGCUGUUUCCUUCCAGAUGGUUCAAUCCUAUUGUUCUGGCACUUGCUUGCGCUCAAGGUUGAGAAGGUGGUUUAGGUUCCACAGCCUGUUCAGUCUUCAGUCUUUCAUCAGAGUCUUCAACAAGCUAAAAAGUUACUGCCAAAAAUGAGACAGGUAGUACUGUUUUUUGACAUUGGCCCUGGACAGAAACUGCUAGUGAUAGGCUGCUCUUUGAAGAGCUGUAAGGUGAUGUCAGCUUUGUCAUGGCUGACUGGGGUAGGAUUUGUGCAAGGAGACGCAGUUAAAUGAUCUCUGUCACAGUAUCAUUAGGGCUGUCUGAUCUUGGAGGCACCUGAAGGCGAAGGAUCCGGCUGUGCUCUGGAUUUGUAUGCCCAUAUUUUGAGGAAAUGCCCUACAUGACCCUUCCUGCGUGUUGAGAUCAAAGUUUGGAGGUCUCGGGAACCACAAAUGAUACCUGAAGAAGCACCCAAACGACACUUGUUAUCCCUGCAUCAAGUCCCCCAGCCACGUCUGUAGGCCUGGAUGCCAGGAGGGGGGGGCGGGGCAUUCGUAAACAGACCUCACAAACCCAGACGAAGCCGGGAGACCAAAGGAGGGAGGUGUGAAUCCGGCCUUCAGGAAUGGGAGAGGUGACCAGGAAGCUCGGGCACAAGAGUCAGGCACCACAGAGCAGAAGCACUGACUUUGAGAAAAGUUAUUUCAUGUGUAUGAAAAGAAGUUGUUGAUGAUCCAUUAAUGUUAAAAGAACUUGAGAAUUUUGUUAAAAUACUAAAUGAAUUAAAUGCCUGAUUUCAAGGAAAGGGCAUCCCUGAAAAAUAGCAUAGGAAGUGGCAUCUUUAACCAAAAAGGAAAAGAAACUGGCUGCAACCCAGGGACUGUGGAGUGGUUAUGAGGGAUAUGGGGACAGCCAAGAUGGCCCCGGAGGUAUAACCUCUAAGAGGCUUUAACACCUGUUACCCACUCAUAGUGCCAUUUAGAGGUAAGUAUGAACUGGGUUUUUUUGUAGCUUUUGUGUGGAAUCAAGUAGCACUGUCUGCUGGUUGUAAAUCUCUGUUUCAUUUAGGAAUGAAUAACAUACAGUAAUCUUUUAAGUCCCAGGAGUUUUUUUCUAAAUUGCUAAUACGACGUUCAUCUCUUGAAGGUUUAGGGGGUUUUUUGGGGGGUUUUUUUUUGUUUUUUUUUAUGUUUUUUUAAUCUGUGAUUGUCUUCAUGAACGUCAGUGUGUCACCAGGGAAUAUUUGACCCCUUUUCUUGUGGGAUCUUUUCAUUUCAUUUACUCUUAGUAGUGAGUGUCAGAAAAUUGAAAAGGACACGGGUGUGAUUGCCCCGUCCCCUUUGAAGAAAGUAGCCAUGUUGAGUUAAAUACAUUUUGUUAUGACAAGGGUUAUGGUUGUAAUAGUUUGACCCACAAACUGUUCACAAGUGUGUUACUUUCUAGGAGUACUCUCGUUUUAUAGGGUAGAAAUACAGUGGUGGCCUCAUAAAAGUGAAAUCGCUUAACAACCUUUGAUUCAUUUUGAAACAGUUUUUGGAUAGUUGAAAGGAAUUGGCUUUCGAAAGGCUCAUAGAGUAGUUACGAAGUAAGACUAAAUUUGAACUUGAUACAGAUUCCUCUCUACCUUCUCUUCUGGAGGAAUUUUGUUUUAUGCUUGGUAUUUAGGAUAUUGAAUGUUCCUAUUAUGUUUUCUUCACCCCAAUACAUAAAUAUUUCUUUAGAGAUGGCCUGGCCAUAAUGAUGUUACCUUUCUCUGUUUUCCUAAACUUUGAUAGACUAUAGAAUUUGGUAAUUUUGCUAGGUGUUGUUCACUAGUAACUUAGAUUAUAAAUGUUCACAACUUACUGCUAUCAAUACCUAUCAGAUGCAGAAAUGCUAUUUCUUACCGUUUAAUAUUUGUCAUAAGAUGCUGAUAUUCAUGUGGGCAUUUGUCAAACUGUGUCUGCUCUUUGGACCGCAUCUUUCCGUUGGUGUAUGGGAGGCAGUAACACAUGUUAUGAAUGUUGACUUUAGGGUAGGAAAGACUCCAGGUGUUGGGUAGCCUCGGCAAGGUACUUACCUGCGUGGAGUCUUAGUGUCCUCUGUGAGCUGACAGUAAACCUUAGAGUUGUGAAAAUUAUUACAAAGGAAUUUGAAGAAGGAAAAUUCUGGUGGGCUGGAGUAGUCCUGUUAAUAGUAGUUUGGAGUUAAACAAAAGUAAGUCCAAUCUUAGCUGCCUGCCAUCUGCGAAGUACUUUCCUGGUCGCUGCUAUAAUCCUGAUGUAGUUGGAAGUCUGUAUACCAUACAGUAUUCUUUGAUUUCUGGUCCAUUUUUUUCCAUACCAUUCAUGCUUAUAUUUAUAUUUUUUGGUCCCAGUCACCAUUUCUUACAAAACUAAUUAAAUGCAUCCUUCUUAAAUACAUAAUCUUGUCAGUAUCCAUUCACAUCUACCACCUCUGGGCCUGACCCUCUGUCAUCUCUAUGCUGGUCUAAUUUUUGCCGAGCCUUAAAACCAAAGACAGAUUCCGGGGGUUGUUGUGGGACCUCCAGAAUGGGGAUUGCACAGAAUAAUCUUAUUUUUCCUCUAUUCUUCUAGUCUGUUAUGUUCUGAACCCACACAUGUUUUCCGAAGGACCAGAUGGCUGACACUGGCUAAUGGGAACCAAAAGACAAGAGUGAAAGUAACCCGGUUGUCACAUACCCCAAGUUUAGAGGUGCCUCACCCUGCCCCAAGAUCAAUUUCUCUUUUCUCUGGAGACUUUACCCCACUUAUCAAAAAACUUGAAUACAGCCUGGCUUAUCUGAGGUUAGAUUAUCAAGUCAAGCAGCAGCAUUUGUUAAAUGAAAAGGGUUUACUCAGGACUGGGGGAGAGAAGAAGCAUUUGCUUUUACAAAGGCAGGGUAACCUUGUAGUUAAGAGCUUGAGUCUGGAGUCAGAUGGAUCUGGGUUCCAAUCCAGCCACACCGUUGAUGAGCUCCUUGACAAUGCACAGUAGCUUAGCCUCUCCAAGCCUCAGUCUUCUCAGGUGUAAAAUGGGAAUAAUUAUAAUGAUCAUAGUACAUUCUUCACAGAUGAAGAAUGAAUAGAAUAGAAGAGAUGAAUUAUUUACCCUGUGCCAAGUACUACACUAAAUAUUAGUCUUUGUCAUUAAGGAGCACGGAAUCAAAUGAGAGGAUCAGCACAAAGAAAAAAGAACAAGUCCUUGAAAGGCCACGGAAACAGCAUGUAAAACACAAAAUAGAAUAGAGCCAAAGAAGGUGCUCAGAUGAUUAGUCAGGCAAGGGUGUGAGACCUGAGUCUGUGGAAGAAGAUCGGUUUGCUUCCCCUUGUGUAAUCGAGGCAUUCAGGUUUGGAGACCGGUCUAAACAAAGAUAUUUAGGAGUCAUGGUAGGCCUCUGAGCAAAGGGAUGCUGUAGGAGCUGGCUUUCCCUGCUACACGGAGAGACAGGUUGACUAAGAAUAGCCACAUUCAUGUGGAAUUAAGUAAGCUGAUGAGACAUGAAGAAGAUGGCCUCAGGGGCCCAGCAGAUGAGAAACCUGUAGAACUAGGCAGCAGACUGAAUGGGCAACCGGAGAGGAAUGGUUAGAGGUGAUUAUGAGUCCCGGGAGUGAAUUAGAUGGUCAGGGGCUCCAGCAGAGAGAAGUCAUGAGGUAGGUUUUCUUCUUUGAAGGUGGGGAAAGACCAAGUGCAGACUGAGCUGUGGCCAGCGUUUGCAGACCAGGAAUCCACACUAGCUCUAAUCAGAGAGCUCUUGGUGUGCGGGAACUGCCAGUUUGCCGACGUGAAAAGAGCCCCAGACUGGGUACUGGUGAGCCCUGAAGUCGCACCCCAGCUCUGCCACUCAGUGAGCACGGCAACAUCCCUAAUCCCGACCAGCCAUGGAGAGGUUCGGUUCUUACAAGGAAAAUGAGUGAAUGUGGGAAUGGCUCACCACAUUGGGAAAACAAAACUCACAUCCUGCUGAUGGUUGGCUGAGGACUGUCAUGUCCACAUACAAAGAAAAGCAUGUGGCACAGUUGUAGGACAAAGAUAUGGGUUUGUGGAGUUUGAUGAUCUGCGUGAUGCAGAUGAUGCUGUUUAUGAACUAAACGGCAAAGACCUUUGUGGUGAGCGAGUAAUUGUUGAGCAUGCCCGCGGCCCACGUCGAGACGGCAGUUACGGUUCUGGACGCAGUAAGCAUUUAAAAGGGCAUUUGUAUCGAUGACAUACAUGCCUUUGUUGUUCAAUGUGAAUUUUUUAAAGUAAUUGAUUAAUUAAUGUUACACUGAAAUGUAUUGAUAUUUAAGCCAUUUGUUUUAUAAAUUAUGUAUCUUUUUAAAUGUAAAAUUGCAAAUAAACAUCUUUGAUACUGUUUAAUUUUAAUUUAAUUAAUGACAUAAAGUUCUUGUUUUAAUACUUUUUAAAAUAUGUUUAAUGAUGUGUGUUUGUGUUGUUGUUUUUUUUCUCUGUAAUGCAAUUGUUUAACAUAGAUUUAACAAAGACCUCAAUGUUUUAAUUAAAAGAAUCCUUUGAGGCUAAGAUGACUGCCUGUUCCAUUUGCUGACCUUGGGUUACCUUUCCAUGCGUGGCUCUUUGAACCAUUGUGGCCCUUGGCUGACCAAAACAGGAAGCCAUGUGACGACCGCAACCUUUCCCCAUUAGACCUGGGUGGUGAGGAUCCCAAGGGUUAGACACAGAUGAGAUUAAACUGAAAUAGGUGCCUGAAAAUCUUUUUUUCGUAUAAAAUAUUCACAAAAACUUUAAUCACUGUGAGUAACACCAGUAACUGAUUUAGUAAUUUGGUUACUUAUUUCUAAAUUGUUAAAUUGUUAAUAGUUUUAAUUUAUGCAUGUUAAUUUUAAAUAUAAUAUUAAUGAAUAUAUAUACUUACCACUUCGUAAAUUAAAUUAAAUUUCAUGUUUAGUUGAUUGCUUUUUUAAAAAAAAAUCUAGUUUAGAAUUAAGGGGUGGGGAUAGAACUAAAAUAUAUGUGCUGUGUUGUGGGGUGGGGGUAAAUGGUACACUUCAGGGGAAUAUGUGCUGGGUCACUUUUUCCUUUUCCUCCACUGAAGUCAUGUUAUCUAUUUGAACCUUCCAAAGGUGGAUAUGGUUACAGAAGAAGUGGCCGAGAUAAGUACGGCCCUCCUACCCGCACAGAGUACAGACUUAUCGUGGAGAAUUUGUCAAGUCGGUGCAGCUGGCAAGACCUAAAGGAUUAUAUGCGUCAGGCGGGAGAAGUGACCUAUGCAGAUGCUCACAAGGGCCGUAAAAAUGAAGGGGUGAUUGAAUUUGUGUCUUACUCCGACAUGAAAAGAGCUUUGGAAAAGUUAGAUGGAACUGAAGUCAAUGGCAGAAAAAUCAGAUUAGUCGAAGACAAGCCCGGUUCCAGACGCCGCAGGUCCUAUUCCAGGAGCCGGAGUCACUCCAGGUCUCGUUCCCGGAGCAGACAUUCUCGUAAGAGCAGAAGCCGAAGCGGCAGCAGCAAAAGCAGUCAUUCGAAGAGCAGAUCUCGGUCCAGGUCGGGCUCCCGUUCCCGGAGCAAGAGCCGCAGCCGCAGCCAGAGCCGCAGCCGCAGCAAGAAGGAGAAAAGCCGGAGCCCCAGCAAGGACAAGAGCCGCAGCCGCAGCCGCAGCGCGGACAAGCGCCGCAGCAAGAGUAAAGACCAGGCCGAAGAGAAGAUCCAGAACAGCGACAACGCCGGCAAGUCCAAGAGCCGGAGUCCCAGUCGGCACAAAAGCAAGAGUAAAAGUCGGAGCAGGAGUCAGGAGAGGCGAGCGGAGGAGAAGCGGGCGAGCGUGAGCAGAAGCAGAAGCAAGGAGAAGAGCCGGAGCCAGGAGAAGGGCCUGCACAAGAGCCGCAGCCGCAGCCGCAGCAAAGGAGGCAGCCGCAGCCGCAGCCGCAGCAAAAGCAAGGACAAGAGGAAGGGGAGGAAGAGGAGCAGGGAGGAGAGCCGCAGCCGGAGCCGCAGCCACAGCAAGAGCGAGAGGAGCAGAAAGCGGGGCGGCAAGCGAGACAGCAAGUCGGGCAGCGGCAAGAAGAAGAAGAAGGAGGACGCCGAGCGCUCCCAGUCCAGGUCGCGCUCCCGCUCCGCCUCCAAGGAGCGCGAGCACGCGAAGGCCGAGUCCGGCCCGAGGGAGGGCCGAGGGGAGAGCGCGGAUGCCGGCGCCCAUCAGGAGACCCGGUCCCGGUCGAGGUCCAAUUCCAAGUCCAAACCGAACCCUCCGUCAGAAUCACGCUCCAGAUCAAAGUCCGCUUCAAAAACCCGGUCUCGGUCCAAGUCCAGAUCCAGGUCUGCGUCCAGAUCGCCCUCUCGGUCUAGAUCCAGGUCCCACUCGCGGUCCUAACUGGCUACGACCACAGCUGGAACUCCCCGAGAAGUCUUUUGUACAUGUUUGGUAGCCGUAGCACAAGUGAUCGAAGUAGAACAUACGUCACUGCUGUACAUUUUUAACUCCCCUAAUGGUGUGUCUACAAUUGUUAAAUCUAAGUGCUUCCUCUCCGUAAAGCCUCCUGGCGCCAGGCCUUCCUGCUCGACUGAAAACAAUCUUCUCUUUGAAAACCCCCUUUACUCCUGGCCCACAGUAGAAUAUCCAAAACGCCUCGGCUCUCAGGCCUGGCCUUUCCCACAGGGAGCUCAGUACCUGGAUGGCUUUCAGGCUGGAACGGUGACAUAGGUAGGUACGGUGAGUUCGGCCAUUUUUGCCCUCGAAUUGAUGCCCUUUGAUGUUUGCCAUUUAGUGAAAGUGCUAAGUCUUAAGUUUCCUACCACUUUGGUUUCAUACUUUUGGACUUAACAAAGUUGUGAAUAGCACAGUCGAGGAAAAUUGAUACCUGCAGUAACCCAUAGGAAAUAAACUGUAGAGUUCCAUAUUCUGGUAUUGUGAUUAUAUUGUUUUAUAUUAAAAAAGAAAAGAAAAGAAUUUUUUUUAAUUUUAUUUUUCCCCGUCUUGCAAAGUAUAGUGACCCCUGUUUCCAUUAAAUUUGAAUAAAGACUAUUUUUGCUUGACAAGA
Prionailurus viverrinus (fishing cat) is the source of this 7443-nucleotide messenger RNA. RefSeq names its product serine and arginine rich splicing factor 4 (gene SRSF4). NCBI's taxonomy places the organism in Eukaryota, Metazoa, Chordata, Mammalia, Carnivora, Felidae. Gene Ontology annotation, molecular function: mRNA binding. The coding region runs from base 5448 to 6776 and encodes 442 amino acids. Gene Ontology annotation, biological process: mRNA splice site recognition; alternative mRNA splicing, via spliceosome. The record is from RefSeq and is a predicted model, not a curated record. The transcript is spliced from 6 exons. Gene Ontology annotation, cellular component: cytoplasm; ribonucleoprotein complex; nucleus.